This is a messenger RNA of Vittaforma corneae ATCC 50505, 1824 nucleotides long. RefSeq lists its product as uncharacterized. Lineage: Eukaryota; Fungi; Microsporidia; Nosematidae. The coding region runs from base 1 to 1824 and encodes 607 amino acids. The transcript has a single exon. The record is from RefSeq and is a predicted model, not a curated record.
AUGGAUCAGGACAAACAAGAAUCCAGAAGAAGAGUUUCCUUUGCCGCUGAGCCUCAGAUAAAUUACAUAUAUCAGAAAGAAAACAACACGUCUAUGACUAGUUCAUGCAGUAUGGAUAUGGCCAUGGAUAUUACUACAGAGCUGGCAGAGUUCAAGAACUUGAAUUUGUUUUCAAAGGACUAUAGUGCGAAUGCAGAAGAUGUGUGUGAUGUGGAAAACAUGCUUGAAAUAAAGGAAAAUGAAAGCAAUGGUCUAUCAAAGAGAGUGAGCUUGGAUCCUUUAAAGGCUAUCGAGCACGAAUCGUUUUCUGAAAGUAGCACCACUGCUGCUAACCUGGGAAAUAGCAGCACAGCUAUACAAAAUGUGCAGGAUAAGAUCGACGAUGCCGAGCAUCCAACAAAAGAAGUCGAAGCAAAGAGUCCAGAUGCCAAAUCAAAAGAUCAGACACAGUCUAUUUUCUGGAGAUCUUCCAUCAAAGAUGAACACAGAAAAAGUCUGAAUGUUUCUUUUGAUGAUACAGGCGCGAUUAACAGUUCAUUUGGUGUUGAAGAAUUGGUCAACACGAUUGAUUUGAGGAAAAUUAUCCCGCAGGAAUGGCAAGCGAAGACGAGCAUUGGUGAGUUUCUUGCUUCACAGGGAAUCAGGUUUCUUGAUGAAACCGUUAUGGGGGCCAUGAAAAGAGACACGCUUUCUAAGUCCAGGAAUGUCGUCGAUCCCUCGCUAGUGCUCUACUACAAAUACUCAUUAUCCGAGAGAAUUGAGUUUUUGUAUCAGUUCUCAGGCUUCUUAAUUGAUAAAAUGAAAGAUCUUCAAAAGGAAAUUGAGGAGGUUGAAUCCGGCAUUGAUGUGAGCGGCAUAAACAAAGACAAUUUGAAGAGAAUACGAAAUGAAGCACGAAAUAAAUCUAAGAUUGACUGGUACAGCUUAAGAAAGAUCUACGAGAUUCAGUUUAAUAAGAAAAUGAUUGAAAACAAAAGUAAGAUUGUGGAUCUAUUAAACGAUGUAAAGAGGCAGAACAUGAAGACUGUGGAGACUAUUUAUUUGAAGGAGCAGAGUGUCAAUAGCUUAAGAUCAAAGAUAUCCGAGUUGAAAGAAAAGGUUUCAAGGUUCGAGAAGGAGAAUGUUCAAAAAACCGAGAAAUUGCAGGCGAUGAUUGAGGAGAAAAAGAAGGUAUAUGAAUCGGCCCAAAACGAUUUUGAAACAAUUCUACAGUCGUAUGAGACACAGAAAAAGGAGGAAUGCAUGAUCCAGAAGAGGAUCGAUAGGCUACACCAAGAAAUAUCAAGCCUGAAAAAGAACAUUGCUAUUAAGAAUGUGGGCGAAAGCCAGCUGGACGAAGUCAAACGGCAGUUGGAGAGGUACGGCUCUAUAUAUCAUUUUAAGAUUAUAAAAAUUAGCAAGCAUGCAGUACUAUUUGAAGUUGCCGGUAACGUCGUUUCUGUCGAAGUUAACAGUCUGUCUGAGGUAGUUGAAUUUUCAUUUGUAAAAAGCGAUGGAGAUCCGUUUAGUGAGUUUUCAAGAUCGCUCAUUCAAAAUUCAUGCUGCAGAAAGCUCGUUGACUUUAUAAGAACGUGUCUUGAAAAUUUCUAUCUCUGCUUUUCACUAAGAAAGGAAGUCAAUGCCAUAAAAGAAAAAGCUAAGGUAGAAUGCUUCUAUUUAAAUUCCUGUUUGUACUUUAGAAUUUACCCACCAGACUCGAAGGUGCUACUUGACAUGUCAAUCACAGACGAAUUUGAUUUGAUUUACAACGAGAGAAUAUGUCACAACCUUAAACUAUCACCAGGAUCUCUGAGCUUGUUUAUAUCAGAAAAAUUGAUUAAAUAA